GAAAGUGAGCGGAGAUCAGGGAAGUCCUGGAUAGUUUUGAGUCAUUAAUAUUGAUGGUAUCCACAUUUUAGCUCCAGACCUGGUCCUGACCUGGAGCGCUUCUGAGCGAGGACGCAGACAUGUGGUUUCUUCUGCUCACAGUGCCAAUAGGAGCGUAUUUCAUCUUCUACAGGAUCUUUGUGCACAGGAAGACCUUUACUAAUGCAGUGACUCUCUACGGGAAGACGGUGAUAGUCACAGGCAGUAAUACAGGCAUUGGCAAGGCUACAGCGUUGGCUUUGGCACUAAGGGGCGCGAGAGUGAUCCUGGCCUGCAGAAGCAAGCAGAGGGGAGAAGAUGCAGUGCGAGACAUCAGGAGGGAAAGUGGGAACGAUGAGGUGGUUUUUAUGCCUCUGGAUCUGGCCAGUAUGAAGUCUGUCUGCUCUUUCACUGAGACCUUUCUAAAGUCUGAGAGCAGGCUUGAUCUGCUCAUCAACAAUGCAGGACUCGCUGCACCAGGGUGCACGGAAGAUGGCCUUGGCCUAGUCUUAGGUGUCAAUCACAUCGGCCCAUUCCUGUUGACCAAUUUGCUUUUGGACCGUUUAAAGGAAUGUGCCCCAAGCCGAGUGAUCAACGUUUCUUCCGUUGGCCAUGACUUAGGAACCAUUGAUUUCAACUGCAUCAAUACACACAAAAGGCUGGGAAUGGGCUCGUCUGACGUGGACAUAUUCAAAAUGUACUGCCACAGCAAGCUGUGCAAUGUGCUCUUUACGCAUGAGCUGGCCAAGAGACUGAAGGGGACGAACGUGACCUGCUACAGCCUACACCCAGGAUCGGUGAGGUCGGAGAUUGGUCGGACAAUGAAUUCCUGGUACAUGCUUAUUGCGAAAUACCUCAUGCAGAUGUUCUUCCAGACGGAUGCCAUGUCAGGCUCUCAAACCACGCUGUACUGCGCUCUACAGGAGGGCAUCGAGCCCCUGAGCGGUCGCUACUUCUCAGACUGCAAGGUCCGAGAAGUGAAGCCAGAGGCCAAAGACGACGAGAUCGCCAGGAAACUGUGGGACGUCAGCGAGAGGCUCUGCGGCACGGCCUGAGCUGUCUCAAAAAAAAACACCAAUGGAGCAUAAGCAUGCACCUCCUGCAGUGAAUGUUACUAGCCAUGAAGCAUUGCUCAAGCUCUGUGCUUUUUACUUGAUAUAAUGCUAAAAUGAAAAUGGGUUAACUUGUGUCCAUACUGGAAAAAAAUGUUUUGUUCCAGACACUGUAGAUAUCUAAAUUGAGUAACAAAGUACAAGUACCAUCAUGUACUGAUACUAUGUAUGGAAAAUAUAUUUUGUAAUCAAUAAACAAGGACAUUGAUGCUAA
Molecule: messenger RNA, 1344 nt
Organism: Pygocentrus nattereri (red-bellied piranha)
Lineage: Eukaryota; Metazoa; Chordata; Actinopteri; Characiformes; Serrasalmidae
Gene: dhrs13l1
Product: dehydrogenase/reductase (SDR family) member 13 like 1
Exons: 5
Coding region: 120-1073 (317 amino acids)
Source: RefSeq, a predicted model, not a curated record